Molecule: messenger RNA, 11910 nt
Organism: Stegodyphus dumicola
Lineage: Eukaryota; Metazoa; Arthropoda; Arachnida; Araneae; Eresidae
Gene: Dhc93AB
Product: Dynein heavy chain at 93AB
Biological process (GO): microtubule-based movement
Cellular component (GO): dynein complex
Molecular function (GO): dynein intermediate chain binding; minus-end-directed microtubule motor activity; dynein light intermediate chain binding
Source: RefSeq, a predicted model, not a curated record
AUGACUUCAGAAGAAACAGUUCCAGUUACUUCAGCCGUAAGAGACAUGAGGCUAGACUACCUUGGACGACUUGUGCAGACUCUCUUGAGAGUGUCGGAAGAAAAAUGGUGCAAACUGCUUGAAGUAGAGGAACAAAAAGUACAACUGACAACGAAGUUUUUAGAUGAUCCAGAUGCGGAGGUUAUACUGAUUGCUGAAACUAGCGGCGGGUCUUUAGGAAUCUAUACCUCUUCUGGAGACCUACCAUUUGUAGCUGGAAAGCAGCAGAAAGCAGUAUUUUUUCUAAAAACUUGUGGGGCAGUAGCAACAGCUGAAAAUAUCAGAAAUGUUAUUGCUUGCGGGGAUUUAUCAUCAUCAACAGUGGAACAACUACAAGCAUUCCUAGACUACGCUGUGGUUCCAACACUUUGUAACCCUUCUUGUCAUGAAGGAUGGUCCAGAGAGUUAGCAAGUGAUCUGCUGGCCAGCGUUCGUUCGUUUAGAAGUAUUGUGGCAAGGGGAGUGGCAGAAAGCAAAGGGCAUGUAAUUAUAUCAGUCCCACCAAUCCAGCCUUUUGAAGCAUCAACUUUUGCAAGCGGGAGCCAAGGGCAAUCAUUGUCUGAUGCUAAACAGUCCUGGAUGAGGGAGACUGUAUCCAUUCUGGAAAGUAGUGUUCGCCAUUGGUCUGAACAAAUACAAGAAGUACUUGAUCAAGAGUUAUCUGGGAGCAGGAAUCAACAUCCGCAGCCUUCAGAUUAUUAUAAGUACUGGUGCCAGAGAGGAAAAUCAUUGCGAUUCAUUCGUGACCAAUUAAAAAGUGAAUCCCUGGCAUUAGUUGCUGAAGUUUUGCAUCAAAAGAAAAGUAGCCACGACUCUCAACUGCAGCAACUGAUAAAGACUGUGGAAGAUGGAGUGAUUGAAGCAGAGGACAUACAGAAACAUCUGUUUCCAUUGUACCGCAGAUGCAAAGAUCUUGAAGCUAAGGAUCUUCCGCGAUUAAGACAACAUCUGGUGGAAGGUCUUCAUAAAAUGAUGAGGGAAGCUAUCGAUCAUUGCACUUCCUUACAGCAACCACGGAAUGCCGUCGUUGUUUCAAAGCUGUAUGCUAGCAUUGCUAACAUACUUGUGCACUUGAGCCAACAAUUUUUGGAUGGGGCGACAAUGUUUAGAGGAGAACUUGAUGAAUCAGAACACAGACUAGACCUCGUCCUGAAUAUCUUGGAUCACAUGCGACGUUCGAGGACAGCUCUAGGACUCCACCAGUUCUUGGAAAGAGAAGAUAGACUUGAACGUUUCGUGCAGCGUCUGCGAGCAAUUAAGGUCGUAUUUGAAACGUCUUCAGCUUUUCUGAGGUUAGCGAAGACAGAAGUGGGUGGUAUUCAUGGUCACGUGACAGCAAGCCAAAUCAAACAAAUUUAUAAUGAAUUCCAAGAACAGCUUCUCAUCUUCGAUAAAUGCCCUUACGAUGUCCUAGAGCCUGACACAGAGGAAUUUGAGAAAGACAUGAAAUAUUUUCGAAAGAAAAUAGAAGAUUUAGAUGGUCGUCUUGGAUCUGUCAUCAAAGGAUGUGUUCUAAACUGCUCCAGUGCAGAAUCAAUGUCCAAAGUACUUCAGCUUUGUGAAUUUCUCAUUCAGAGGCCUGUAAUUCGUUCUGUGGCUCUUGUAACUUGCGAAAAGCAUAUCUUGGACACGGCUCGUAAAGAAAUGGAAUCCUUGUUGUCAAAGUUUCUUCAAGAAGCUACACGGGAUUCGGCUGCACAUUUACCAGUUUAUUUGUCUUUUCCACCGACUUCCAGAAUUAUUCAGUGGGUGACAGAUAUUAAACAGUUACUGAACAACACAUUGCGAUCAAUAGAUAACGUUAGACAUCUGUUUGUAAAUAGAAAAACAGUAGAAGCUUUGGAGCUAAAGCAUGAAAAACUUUCUGCAAAAUUUACUGAACUUUCUGACGAAGUGUAUAAUAAAUGGGCGUCUAAAAUACCUGAAUUACUCAAAGAAAAAUCAAACCAGCCUCUAAUUGUUAGAGUCGAUGAAGGACAGCGUAUAGCAGAGAAUUUCGAUCCUCAGUUGGAGGCUGUAAUCCGGGAAGUGAAGCAUUUAUUGAGACUAAAAGGAGACACAGAUUUACCCAAAGAAGCAGUAGAAUUCUACAGACAACGAGAUAAACUUGCUGAUCAAAGAAUAACUUUGAGAUAUAUUAUCGAUCGCUACAAUGACUUAGCAUGGGAACUUCUUCCUAUAGAGACGCCACUGAUGCAACCAAUGCUACAUAAAAUGGAUGCACAGCUUUCUCCUGGAGAAAAUUCUAUCACUUGGAAUAACUCGGAAGCCUUUGACUAUCUAAUGAAAGUGGACACAGUUUCUAAAGAAAUUCAUUCUCAGGUGCAAGCAUCGAAAAAAAAUCUGCGGGAGGUCCAAAAUAUAUGCAAGGGAUGGCGUAAGAGAAAUCCUAUACUAUCGGAAAAGAAAUUACCUUUAGAUCUGAUUGCUACUGAAUCUGCUAAAUCUGUGAUUGCGGAAGCACUCCAUGGUACUGUUAGAGAAGAUGGGAAGAAGAUUCAUGAGUUGCUACAGGAAAACAAAAACAUUUUUGGCACUGAGAAUUUGAAUCCAAUCUGGUCGAGUUACGUAAACUUCAUUGACGAGUUGGUAAAGGAUGGAAUCCUGACUUUAGUUGAUAAAAACAUGCAGUUUCUAUUGCACUCGACAUCCGCCUCUGGAAGAGUAGUUUUUAUGAUUCACAUUCAUUUAGAUAUGUCUCAGGACUUGAUAUUCAGGCCUUCUUUGGAUGAGUCUAAAGAAGGAUGUCUUCAAGAGUUAAUAAAUGGAAUGAUAGAAGGAAUAUUUGGAGUUGCUGCUCUUGUUCAAAGAAUAGACAAAACCAUCCCUCACGAUAACUAUCUGUCUGAAGUCACAAGUAGGGAAGAUUAUCAAAGCAUGAGACAAGAGUUAAAGACCCGACUCGAAACUGCCAUGAGAGAUGCAGAAGAGUUGGCAUUAGAUUUUCAACCUUAUUCAUAUUUGUGGAAAGAAGAACCUGACAGUAUAAUACGAAGUUUAUCAACAGGACGCGAAGAUUCCCUUAAUAUCAUUCCUCAAAUAAUUGAACAGAUUCGCAACUGUGUUACACUUGACACCCAAAUAACGGAGUGCAUCCGUCCAUUUCGUUUGGUAAAAGGAUGGCUUCGAGUUGACCAAAGUAAUUUUAAAAAGCUUCUUUUGUCAUUCAUAAGCGAAUGGAAAUGUCGGUUCCAACAACUAGUUUUGGAAGGCGUCUGCCGCUAUCUCCAGGAUUUGGAUACUUUCUGUUCGGAGACAGAGGCGGAACUGAACGAAUCAAUGACAUCAUCACCCUCCACUGAGAACAUGGAUUCGUCAUCUUUAUUGAAAGUCAUCACUCUAAUUCAAGCUGUUCAAGAUAGGAGAACAACUACAGAUGAGAUGUUCGGUCCUCUGGGGUCGGCAGUUCGUUUCCUCAGGACCGAAUGCAACCAAGAAGUAGACGAAGUCGUGGAUGAACUUUUACAGAAACUUCCCGAAAGAUGGCAGCACACUAAAAAAUUAUCAGAACAUUGGCGGCAACAGAUUCUGACUCCCAUGGCCAAAGAAGCGUCUGCAGUGCGAAAAAAAGUAGCAGCUUUCAGUUCCAAGCAAAUUCAGUUCCGAGAACAGUUUCGAAAAUCUCCUGCUUUUCACAGGGAUUGUCCAUUACCUGCCGAAGAUAUGCUAGAAAAGCUUCAUAAAGAUAUAAGUACCUUGCAAGAAGAAGUUGCAGAACUAGCUAAAGCUGGAAAAUUGUUUGAAGUACAUGUGCCAGAAUUCAGUCAGCUAAAGCAAUGCGAAAAUGAAUUAGUCUUACUGCAUGAACUUUGGCAGUAUAUAGAGAAAGUGAAGAUACAACUUCGACAGUGGGAGGCAACGCCUUGGAUCAAAGUCGAUCUGGACGCCUUGGAGAUAAAAUGCAAAGCUUACAUGAGAGACAUCAAGUCAAUGGAUAAAGAAAUGAGAACUUGGGAUAAUUUCUUGUGGUUACAGGAAACCAUAAAGAAUAUUUUAAUUGCCCUAAGAGCCAUUCAUCAAUUACGAAAUCCUGCUAUUAAAGACAGGCACUGGACACAAUUAUCCAAUGCAACUCAGAAUCGCGUUCAUAAAGUUGCCAAUUUGUUUUAGGUUCCACUUUCGGUUACAGAGGACACUCCAUUAGGAGAGUUAUUAUCCCUGGAACUACACAGAUUCGAAGAUGUCGUUGAAGGAAUUGUAGAAAGAGCAUCCAAAGAAUUGGCAACAGAAAGGAUAUUAGCUGAACUGGAAGCUACGUGGGCCGAAAUAGUUUUUGAACGCUCAACACAUCCACGAACUGGACAUCAUUUGUUAAAUAUUUCAGAUGUUCUUAUUGGAACAUUAGAAGAUAAUCAGGUUCAGUUACAAAAUCUAAUGUCAUCGAAACAUGUAGCUCAUUUUUUGGAUAAUAUUACUGAUUGGGUAAAGAAGCUUUCAAACGUUGAGUCAGUUAUCGGAGCGUGGGUUGACGUUCAAAGAGCAUGGUCUCAAAUGGAAAGCAUUUUUAUGGGCUCGGAGGACAUUAAAGAUCACUUACCUGAAGACUGCGAUAGAUUUAAAUCUAUCGACGCUUCAUUUAAAAGAUUAGUGAACGUUUUGAGUGCAGAGACCGAAACAGUUGUUACAGUAUCUGCAAGACCUGAUGUGCACGAAGAUUUAACACACUUGCAGACAGAAUUAGCUUUGUGUGAAAAGGCUCUUGCGUCUUAUUUGGAAACGAAACGAAGAAUAUUUCCAAGGUUUUAUUUUGUAUCUUCUGCAGAUCUACUUGAUAUAUUAUCAAACGGGACAAGACCAAAAAGUGUCGUUCGCCAUUUACCCAAACUUUUCGAUUCAGUAUCUCAACUUUGUUUUGAAGGAGAUAAAGACGAAACGGCUUUCGCCAUCAUCAGCAGGGAUGGGGAAGAACUCCCGCUGAGAGAAGCGUGUUCUUGCACUGGAGCCGUUGAAACAUGGUUGGAUCGUUUACUUUGUGCCGUCAAGUUUACGCUGAAAGAGGACCUUUCCACUGCCUUGAGCACCUAUGAUGAUAGUAAUCGUGAAUCUUGGAUCUUCGAGAAUGCUGCCCAGGUGGCGUUGACCGGCACUCAAAUAUGGUGGACAGCUGAAGUCAGCGCAGCUCUUCAAAGAGUCCGCCAAGGACACGAGACAGCUCUAAAACAAUAUAAUAAAAAACAGAUGCAAAUGCUUCACCAAUUGAUCGGUCUACUGUUGACAGAUCUCAGCCGCGAAUGUCGACAAAAAGUAAUGACCAUUUGCACAAUGGACGUCCAUGCAAGAGAUGUUGUUUCACGCCUCGUGUCCCUACGCGUGGAGAAUGAAUCCGAUUUCGCUUGGCAAUCUCAGUUGAGACACCGCUGGGAAGAAGACUGCAUAGUUAAUAUCUGCGAUGCAACUUUCGAUUACUGUUAUGAAUACUUGGGCAACGCACCACGACUUGUAGUCACUCCUCUUACUGACAGAUGUUUUAUAACUUUGACACAAUCUUUGAAGUUAAUGAUGGGUGGUGCUCCAACUGGACCAGCUGGAACUGGAAAAACAGAGACUGUUAAAGAUCUCGGACGUGCUCUAGGAACUCUAGUAUAUGUCUUCAACUGCUCUGAGCAAAUGGAUUACAGAUCAUGCGCUAACAUUUACAAAGGUCUCGCGCAAACAGGCGCUUGGGGUUGCUUCGAUGAAUUCAAUCGUAUAUCUGUGGAAGUGCUCUCCGUUGUGGCUGUUCAAGUAAAGUGUGUCCAAGAUGCCCUGAGAGCUAAUAAACCUUCCUUAUGCUUACUUGGAGACGAUGUCCCACUGAAAUCUACCCUUGGAAUUUUUAUCACAAUGAAUCCUGGUUAUGCUGGUAGAACAGAACUACCAGAAAAUCUGAAAACACUAUUUCGACCAUGUGCUAUGGUGGCUCCAGACAGUCAAUUAAUAUGCGAAAUCAUGCUUGUGGCAGAAGGAUUUGUGGAAGCACGAAGUUUGGGGCAAAAAUUUACCACUCUUUAUUCUUUGUGUAAACAAUUACUCAGUAAACAGGAUCAUUACGACUGGGGACUGCGAGCUAUCAAAUCUGUCUUAGUCGUCGCAGGAUCUUUGAAAAGGUCAUCCCCAUCUACUCCCGAAGAACACAUUUUAAUGUUGGCUCUUCGAGAUUUUAAUCUUCCGAAGAUAGUAAGUGAAGAUGUUGGAGUAUUUAUGGGUUUGAUAGGAGAUUUAUUUCCUGCCCUUGAUGUUCCACGAAGAAAGAAUAUCGCUUUGGAGAAGUCUGUACGAGACGCCAUAAGUGAACUCAAGCUGCAACCUGAGGAUAACUUUAUUUUAAAGGUCUUACAGCUGUCUGAGUUACUUGAAGUUCGUCAUUCGGUUUUUGUCAUUGGAGCUGCAGGUUCGGGAAAAAGCAGCGUCUGUAAAACACUACUGACAGUUCACCAACAAAGAGGAGAUCGGCCGCUGGCUUUUGAUUUGAAUCCGAAGGCUGUAACCAACGACGAACUCUUCGGGACCAUCAAUCCUGCGACAAGAGAAUGGAAAGAUGGUUUGCUUUCAUCUUUGAUAAGAGAUUUAGUAAAUGCUUCGACGGAAGGCCCGAGAUGGUUGAUUCUCGACGGAGAUAUAGAUCCAAUGUGGAUAGAAUCAUUAAACAGUGUUAUGGAUGAUAAUAGGGUGCUAACUCUAGCGAGCAGAGAGCGUAUUUCUUUAACACCUACAAUGAGGCUCGUAUUUGAAGUUUCGACUUUGGAAAAGGCCACUCCUGCUACUGUUUCCAGGGGUGGUGUCCUAUAUCUAGAUUCUUCAGAGGUUGGUUGGAACCCGUAUGUUGUCAGCUGGAUUGAAAGAAGAACAAUCCAAUCUGAGAAAGCAAAUCUAAUAAUUUUCUUUGACAAAUACGUUCCACCAUGUUUAGAAGCACUCAGUAAAAGAUUCAAAACAGCUCUACCUAUACCGGACAUCUGCUACGUACAGACACUUUGCUGCCUUUUGGAAUGUUUCUUGACAGCAGAAAACACCCCAUCAGAUUCCCCCAACGAACUCUAUGAGCUAUAUUUCGUCUUCUGUUGUGUAUGGGCAUUUGGAUCUGCAUUAGAAUUGACGAAUGGCGCAGAUGGACGUCUGGAGUUUUCUAACUGGUUUCUGGCAGAAUUUAAAUCAGUUAAAUUUCCCAUUCCCACUACUCAAACCUCCGGCCAAGAAACAUCAACUGUCUUUGAUUAUUAUAUAGAUGGCAAGAGAUUUUAUCCUUGGACAAGGAAACUACAGAAAUAUCAACCAUCAUUAGACGUAUCCCUUCAGAACACAUUAGUACCAACAAAGGAGACUCAUCGAAUCAGUUAUAUGGUGGAUCUACUUAUCACUAAGGGACAUCCUGUAAUGCUAGUUGGAGCAAGCGGGUGUGGAAAGACAUCUGUAGUCCAAUCCACCCUCAGUGGUUUGGAUCAAGAAUCGACAUUCGUGAUAGUAAACGUUCCCUUCAGUUUCUAUACUACAUCUGAAACUGUGCAGCGGGCUAUGGAAUUGCAUCUGGAAAAGAAAGUAGGCAAGAAUUACGGUCCUCCUGGACAGAAGAAGAUUAUAUACUUCAUUGACGAUUUUAACAUACCUGAGGUGGAUAUGUACGGAACGUGCCAACCUCACACUAUAAUAAGACAGCAUCUUGAUUAUGGGCAUUGGUACGAUCGUAAUAAACUGACCCCAAAGGAAGUUACCGGCUGUCAGUAUGUAGUUUGCAUGUGCCCGACUGCAGGAAGCUGCACUAUCAAUCCAAGACUGCAGCGUCAUUUCUGUGUCCUGUCUGUUCCAUCUCCAACUACAGAUACUAUGCAAACAAUUUUUGGUCUUCAGCUAAAAGAACAUCUGCGUCGGACCUUUUCUUCCGGCGAAUCGCAAGAGGAAAUAGAAGAAUUUCGAGCUUCAGUCCAACAGCAGAUAGUUCGACUGGCAGUAUCGUUGCACAAACGCAUGAACAUAACAUUUCAUCCAACUGCCCUUAAAUUUCAUUACAUCUUCAAUUUAAGAGAUGUUUCUAAUGUAUUUAGGGGUUUGAUGUUGAGCAGCAGCGAGAGCCUGACGAAAAGUUCUGAUCUUCUUCAAUUGUGGCUUCACGAGUCACAACGAGUAUACCGCGACAAACUACUCGAUGAAGAAGAUUUGGAGAAAUUUGACAAAAUAUUAUCUGACGUCCUCAAACGUAAUACAGAUAUGGAGGAUGCAGUAGCACAAGCAAUGGUAGCCAGCAUCCCAAUUCAUUGUCACUUUGCUCAAGGAAUUGGUACUUCUUGUUAUCAACCAGUUACAGAUAUGGGCCAACUUGUCAGAUUAUUACAAGAUGCUUUGGACGCAUAUAAUGAUAUUUGCCCUCCUAUGGAUCUGGUAUUGUUUGAAGAUGCUGUUCGUCAUGUGUGCCGAAUUACACGUAUUCUUGAAUCUGGGGGAAAUGCCUUGUUAAUUGGAGUUGGUGGAAGUGGUCGCCAAUCUUUGGCAUCACUGGCUGCUUACAUUUGCAAUCUUCAUAUGCAUCAACCGACUUUACACUCGGAAUAUGACAUUCAAGAUUUCAAAGCCGACAUUGCCACUCUCUACCUGAGGGCAGGUGUGAAGAAUAUUGGCAGUCUUUUCAUGAUUAGUGACGCCCAGGUGGCUGAUGAAAAAUUUCUCGUCCUUAUCAAUGAUCUGCUUUCGUCGGGUGACAUUCCUGAUCUUUUUCCGGAAGCAGAAGUCGAGAACAUCAUCUCUGCAAUUCGGUCUGAAGUCAAAUCUGCUGGUAUAUUUGACUCAAGAGAUAACUGUUGGAAUUUUUUCAUUAAUAAAGUGAAGAAGAAAUUGAAGGUUGUUUUGUGUUUUUCUCCAUCUGGUUCUACUCUUCGAUCCCGCAGCCGAAAGUUUCCAACGCUCAUAAGUUGUACUUGCAUUGAUUGGUUCCAUCCAUGGCCCAAAGAUGCCCUCGUUACUGUCUGUAAUAAAUUCUUAGAAGACCUACCGAUUCUAAGUGCGAAUUUAAGAGAACCAGUUGCAGAUUUUGUGGCAUUUGCCUAUCGAUCCGUGAAUGAAGUCGGUAAGAAUUUUCUGAGAAAAGAGAGACGCCACAAUGAAACAACGCCUAAAAGUUUCCUUCAGCAUGUGAAGACGUACAAAAUUUUGAUGCAGAAGAGACAUUCUUUUCUGAGGGCUAACAUUGGAAGACUUGAAGCUGGGCUUCAGAAAUUGGUCGACACGAGCGAGCAGGUGGAUGUCCUGAAGUCCCAGCUUGCAGAUCAAGAAAUAGAACUGCAACAAAGAAGUAGUGAUAUCGAUGCUCUGUUAGAAACAGUUGGUCAAGAAACUGAAAUCGUUAUCAGGGAGAAAACAGUGGCGGCAGCAGAAGAAGCGAAAGUCUCCCGGAUCCAUGCAGAAGUCUCAAAAAGGCAGAAAGACUGCGAAGAAGAUUUGGCCAGGGCAGAACCUGCUCUCGUGGCUGCUCAAGAAGCCCUCAAUACUCUAAAUAAGAGUAACCUUACGGAAUUGAGAAGCUUUGGUUCUCCACCGGUAGCCGUUCGAAACGUGACGUCUGCCGUAAUGGUGCUACUCGCAACGGAUGGAAAAAUUCCUAAGGAUUUGUCCUGGAGAGCUGCCAAGCUUACCAUGAGUAAGGUGGAUAACUUCUUGGACUCCUUGAUCAAUUUUGACAAAAACAAUAUCCACGAGAACAGCUUGAAGGCAGUGCAGACCUACUUGAAGAGCCCAGAAUUUAAGCCUGAAGUUGUUGUUGCCAAAUCUCAAGCGGCCGCUGGACUCUGCUCGUGGGUUAUCAAUGUUCUAAAAUAUUACGAGGUAUACUGCGAUGUGGAACCGAAACGUCGAGCAUUAUCUCAAGCCAAUGCCGAAUACAAUGUAGCGAAAGAAAAACUAGCAAGAAUACAGGAAAAAGUGACGGAGGUAGAAUCCAGACUCAGCGAGCUGAAAGCACGCUGUGAUGAAGCAACCGAAGCCAAAGCUCGUUGUGAAUCCGAAGCUCAGAAGACGGCAUUUAGUAUACAUCUAGCAAACCGAUUGCUUGGUGGCCUAGAAUCCGAACGCCAGCGUUGGUCCCAACUGGCAACUAAUUUCAAAGGCUUGGAAGGCACUUUGCCGGGAGAUGUACUCAUGGCUUCCGCUUUCGUGGCCUAUCUUGGGCCUUUCACGAGGCCGUACAGAUUGCAGCUUCUUUAUGAAUUCUGGAAACCUUUUCUGGAGAACGAAAGUAAUUUACCCGUAGCAGUGGAUGCUGCAGAAACUGCACAGAUAGACCCAGUCAUAUCAUUGCUCUUGGAAGAUGAAACGGUCAUCGGACAGUGGCGUAACGUUGGAUUGCCCGGCGACACGGCUUCGGUGGGUAAUGCAACUAUAUUCACUACAUGUUUCUUUCUGUGGCGCUGGCCUCUAGUAAUAGAUCCCCAAAUACAAGCAAUACCUUGGAUCAGAGCUACUUACGAAAAUAAACUGCUAAUCGUCCGAACAGACCAAAAAGGGUAUUUGGACUGUAUUGAAGAAGCUGUCAUUGCGGGUCAGACAGUGCUGAUAGAAAAUUUGGAUGAAAAUAUCGAUCCUCUUCUCUACCCAAUCAUCUUCUGCAAUUUCGUAAAAAAGGGCAAAGCCAUCAAGCUAGGAACAAAAGAAAUACCCUUUCAUCCCGACUUUCGCCUCAUUCUUCAUACCAAGCUUAGUAAUCCACGGUUUGGACCAGAAAUACAAGCUCAGACAACAAUAAUUAAUUUCGGAGUUACUCCAGAAGGCUUGGCGGAUCAGUUGCUGGCUGAGGUCGUCUCCAAAGAAAGACCCGAUUUGGAACAAUCAAAGGCUCAAUUGACUAAAGAACAGAAUGAGUUUGCCAUAACUUUAAAGUCUUUAGAAGAAAGUCUUCUAUCCCGACUUUCACAAGCUGAAGGGAACCUUGUAGGUGAUGUCACUUUGGUGGAAAGUCUAGAAUCGACGAAAGCGAUGGCAGCCGAAAUCCAAGAGAAAUCUUUGGAAAGUCAACGUACGGAAGCCGAGAUCAACGCUGCGCGAGAAAUAUAUCGGGAUGUCGCUGAUAGGGCUGCACUUGUAUAUUUCGUGGUGCAAGAUCUCUCCACCCUUAGCUCUAUGUAUUUAUUUUCUUUGAAGGCGAUCAAAGAAGUCUUCCAUAAAGCCAUCGAUCGUUGCCAAGCGUCAGAAAAUGUUGAGAUCAGAGUGAAAGCCUUAGUUGAUGACGUUACGUUUGCUAUUUUCAAUUAUGUGAGUCGUGGUCUCUUCGAAAAUGACAAGAUAGUCCUGGCAGCUCACUUGACAUUUCAGAUCUUACGACUACGGGACAAAAUCCCCACUGAUGUCACGGAGUUUCUGCUGCAUCAGACUUUAGAAGAGUCGAAUCUUGAAAGUCCGGUGGAAUUUAUGAAUGCACAAGCCUGGGCUGCCAUUAGGGUCUUAUCAUCUCUGGAUGAAUUCCAAAGUCUGGAUAGAGAUAUGGAGGCAUCGCCCAAGCGAUGGAAAAAAUUUCUUGAUUCCGAAUUUCCAGAAAAAGAAGCUCUACCGCAAGAAUGGAAAAACCGAUCGACUCCUUUCCAUAAGCUAUGCAUUCUUCGUUGCUUGAGGCCUGAUAGAGUAGUAUAUGCUAUAAGGGAUUUUAUUUCUGAAAUACUAGGGCCAGGUUUCGUCAAUUGUCGUAGCUUCGAUUUAGACAGUGUUCUAAAAGAAUGCGAUGCCAAAACUCCAAUUCUCUUCAUCCUUAGUCCAGGUGUUGAUCCUUUGCACGAUCUUGAGGCAUGUGGUGCAAGAAGAAACAUCAGCUCUGUUAACGGAAAUUUCCAGAAUGUAUCUCUCGGUCAGGGUCAAGAAAGUAUUGCAGAGCAAACGAUGGAUACUUCUGCCGUCGAGGGGCAUUGGGUGGUACUUCAA